AGCGCGUCUGACGACGAGAGCAGGUUCCUCACUUGCCCAAUAGAACGCAUCAAGAUCAUCCAGCAAGCCUCGACGACGCUCCAUCAGCCGUCCACAUAUGCAGUCGUACGACGCAUUCUGCAAUCAUACGGCUUUGCCGGGCUCUACAGAGGUCUGUCGGCGACGAUGCUGCGCGAUCUAGGCUAUGGUGCGCCGUACUGUCCAGAGGCUCCUAUCGCCUGUCUCAUGUGAAGAUGCAGGGCCGUAUUUCUACGCGUACUACGGCAUCAUCAGACUAUUGUCACCAAGGAUGGCAGUGCCAACGCCGAGCGACUCGGUUGCGGCCUCAAGCCUGUCCGAGACGGCUGCAACCAGCACGUCGACGCUGUUAGUCGCAGGAGGUGUCGCAGGCAUUGUUGGCUGGGCGUCGACUUAUCCCCUGGACAGCAUCAAGACUCGUAUACAAGCUAGCGAUGCACAAGCAUUCACAACUCGCUCGAGUGCGCCUUCUCGCCCAGUCUCAACGCUGGCUACCAUCCGGACCUCACUGGCUUCAUCCGGCAAUCGACGCAGCUUGCUCGCAGGCCUGGGACCGACACUACUACGCGCUGUGCCCGUGAAUAUGGUACGCUCGAAGUCGCAAUGCAUCUCGGAAGCUGAUCACAUCUGGGUAGGUCACAUUUGGAGCCUAUGAGCUCGUUCUGAGUAGCUUUAGAUAGACUUGUCGUUGUACAUCAUCGUAGAGAGUUCGUCAGCGGAUAUC
Mixia osmundae IAM 14324 is the source of this 742-nucleotide messenger RNA. RefSeq lists its product as uncharacterized. Gene Ontology annotation, molecular function: transmembrane transporter activity. The coding region runs from base 185 to 673 and encodes 162 amino acids. The transcript has a single exon. The record is from RefSeq and is a predicted model, not a curated record. Gene Ontology annotation, biological process: transport. NCBI's taxonomy places the organism in Eukaryota, Fungi, Basidiomycota, Mixiomycetes, Mixiales, Mixiaceae.